GAUGGACGUGCUGCGCGCGCAGCGCCAGCGCAGCACAGGUGUAUUGACGUUCAUCAAUAUGUCUGACAAGAAAAGUGAAAAGGAAAGCUUCAUCGAAAAAGUUCUGAGAUCUGUUCUCAUUUCUAGCAAAGGUGGAGUACCCUUGCAGAAGCUCAACUAUGAGUUCAAAGAUCUCCUGGGUCAAGAUAUCCCAUAUCGAGAAAAUGGCUUUAAGAAUCUGGAGGCCUAUCUACGUACCAUGCCGACAGUCUGUCAAAUAAAGAGAGACCCAUCGACUGGCAAUACUGUUUGUAUGGGUGUAGCAAAUGAGGAAACCAAGCAUGUGGAUCGCCUAGUCAAAAAACAGAAGGCUACAAAGAAGAAGAGCAAGCCUGCACGUCUGCCCAAAUAUUCUGGUCGAUCUGGUAACCGAUCUUACAGACCUCCACCCCGCCCCAAGCCCGGUUUUCACUCGCAACAGCAGUAUCCACCAAAGAAGUUCACCAAUUAUCCUCCAGGAAGGAAUGCUCCAGGGCCUUCCAGUGGUCCUUAUCAACGAAACACUGGUCCUCAUAGUGGUACCUAUCAGAGAAAUGAUAUCGCCUCAAAGAAUGAUCGUCCUCGCAGUGGUCCUCAUCAGAGGACUCAACGCAGUGGCGGGGGUGGUGAAGUCUGGAACUCAAAUCCUCAGAAUUCUGGAAAUAGAUCUUCUGCAAACUCUCAGAGGCGUAAUCAAGAGCCAAAGACACAUCAUCAUCAUCAACACCAACACUCCAGUUCGUAUGAGUUACCACCAAGAUUCAGGAGACAGGUUCACAGUACUGGGAGUGCUGGUGAAGAUUCACCCGAGCCUUCAUCUCAUGAAGAAAGAAGCAGAUCAGACAGUGACUACCCUGUGACGGAGGAGAGUAAUAACAAUCAGUAUGUCAGAGAAGAGCUGCCUAAGGUGCCCCCUCAGCAACCACACCAGCCUCCUCCUGUAGAUGACAAGAUUGUUAGCUGGGUCAAUGAGACAUUGGCAGAAAAGACUGGAGGGCUGUGGCUGAGUGGGCUGAAGAAGCUCUACAAGGAGGAAUUCCAAUCAACUAUGGAAGAUGAUCUCAUCCACAAACUCUCAAGGCUUAGUUUAUGGACUGCUGAGGAAAUCGGGUGUCAGAGUGAUCCCAUUCUUUACCUUAACCUGAGAGUAAAGGAUUCUAAAGCCCCUUCUGUUGACCUCCGCACUAAAAUUAAAGGGAAGAGUCAUCGGGUCACUGAUAGUGUCGUUGGGAAUGAUCAGAUCCUCUACCCUAAUUUGAAGGUGGAGAUCUCACAGUCACCACUCUCUGGCAAAGAAAGGCGCAAUGUCACAUCUUUAAACUCAAACAGACCCCCAACAGUGCCUGAUAUAGUCAUUCCCGAGGAAGACUGUCUAUGGGAAGUUUAUGUAUCAUAUAUCAUAAGUGUAGUGGAUUUCUAUUGUGUCAUCAUGGGGGAUGAAUAUGCUGAUAAGCUAUGUACUCUGGAAGAUGAUAUGAGAGAGUUCUAUGAAGCAGACGAUCCCAAUCUCAGAUUGAGUGAUUCGCCUACUGUCGACGGUCUUUAUGCUGCUCAAAUGGAUGAUGGGUGGCUCAGGGUAAAGGUUGUUGCCGUUGACAACCAGGAGGCUGGUUGUUUUCUGGUUGAUCAUGGUGAUGUAGAAUCUGUUCCAUUUGAUGAUCUAAGAGUUCUUGACCCUUCCUUCUAUCAACUAGCCUUCCAGGCUAUUUCUUGUAAGUUACAUGGCAUGGACAAUAAGGCAACCAGUAAAACCGCAACCACAAGAUUCUGCAAUGUUGCUUUGGGUCAGAUUCGACUUGCACAGGUUAUAUCAAAGGAGUCAAAACGUCUUUCAUUAACAUUGUACAGAGACCGACUGAACAUUAACUAUCUGUGUGCCCUUGGGGAAGUUGCCUAGUCGCUAUAACUCUUGCCUCUACACUACAGUGUCCUGGAAUGGACAGAUGAUGAGCUUUUGCUGCCCUUGGAAACAAGUGAUGCAUUUUAAUAUGGCAUGAAUUGUCUGGAGUUGCUUCAUCAACUCCAUUUGCUGAGGAGAAGAUGGAGAGGUUGUAUAAAGAACUAUUAUGGAUGUGUUCAAGAAUCAAAGAAAUGGCUUCUUUUGCUGCAGUGAGAAUGGGCUCGAGUUAUCUGUAGCUGCUUCAUCUGCUUCAUUCUCUGACGAAAAGACUGAGAGAGCUGUGGGGUAUUGUUCUAUUUGCAGCAAAUUUUAUUGUCUUCUCUCUGCAGUGAGAAAUGGGCUAGAGUAAUAAUAAUAAUAAUCAUUUGUAUACCGCCAUCUAUCUAGAAACAAUCUAUUCCGAGGCGCAUUCUUCUUAUUAUUAUUAUUACCCCGGCCUUAGCUCGAGCUGCCUUUCAGCACUUAUCUGUAGCUGUUUCAUCCGCUUCAGUAUCUGAAGAAAAGACUAACAUAGCGUUAUAUUCUGUUACCAGCAGAUAUUGCCUUCUUGCUGCAGUAGGAAAUGGACCAAGACUUACACAGGUGCUGAGUAGUGUUCGAGUACCAGCAGAUACCGCCACCCUGUUGCAGAGUGAAUGGGCAUUUGGAGCCACUCACUGCUGUACUCUAAAGAAAAGAAAAGACUGAUGGAUUGUAUGAAAGAGAUGCCUUGAUGUGUCCUUGCUCCUGUAGAUACUUUGCUAGAGUAUGAACAAGUAGUGUGUUGUAACAACAACAAAAAACUGUCUGUAACUGCUGAAUUCUCUGGAGAUGGGAUUGACAGAUAGUAUGGAAUGUGUUUAAUCUACUGUUGGGAUCAAGUGAUUAUAAGGUUUUGAGGUAGAGCAGUGUCAUGGUGAUAUAUUCAACUGUAAUAGGCAAGAUGAUGAUGAUGAUGAUCAGAGUCUGGAUGCAUGCACUAUAGUUGUGAUGGAUUGUGAAAUUUUACAUUGUUGAGAUGUAAGAACAUCAUGUAGCAAACUUAUCAUUUGGGAGUUUUGUAAACAGUCUUGAAAUUUAGACAAUGAUUGUCGUAUUGAUGUAUUUUUUGUUUAUGUGCAGACUAACUCCUAGUUAAGAAGGAUUUCUAGUUUAGUCACAUACUAUGAUAUAAAAGUCAUGUACCCUGUAUAUGUGUCCACUAAAGUUACUAUCAGUAAACAGACUGCCACACCUGAACAUGUAAUUGAGCAUACAUGUAUGCCUAUGUUCACUGUACAUUUGUUAUGACAAAACAUUUCCUUAAUCCCAUUUAUUGAUAUUAAGAAUUGUCUUGUUAACAGCACAAAUGAUUUCUUAUAUAAAGAAUUUGAAUUCUUGAUACUUUGUGCCAUGAACAAAAUGCAAUUCUUGAUGUCCCAAUGGGAAUGCUUGGUAUCCAGAAUUGGGAUUAAAGGAGAAAAUGGCUAACGACGUGAACAGUAUGUUGGCAUACGCUGGCUAAAACAUCAAGGUAUGACAGGCAUAUCAGUCAUGGUAGUUUUACAUCGAUUGCCAGAACAGACAGGGUUAGAGUAAUUACGAGAGGGAAGGGGAUGUUACAGUCAUUGUUAAGACUGAUUUUCGUAAAUUGUGGGGAAAUUAUGCCUGUCAUUACCCGACCCACCUCCCCUCGUUUUAAACUCAUUUGUUUAGGGUGCAUAAGAUAUAAUGUAAACACCAUGUUUGUAAAAUGUCCAUCAACCAAUUUGACACUUCAAUAUUCAAAUAUUUCGUAUCAAAAUUACAAUAAAAAUGUAUUCUCCACCGUCGGGUGACAACCCCUUCUCCGAUUGUCCCUGUAUUUUUUUUUUCAUAAAUAAGUUUCCAGGGCUAGCGUGUUCCAUGUAUUGAUAUUAUUUGCAACUCAAGAGACAUUCAUGCACAUAUUGUGCCUGUUUUUUCUUUGAUCGUAUCCCCCCCCCCCCCAUAACACUGCUCAGAAUUUAACCAUGUUAGGAUGAUGUACAGUAUGUGCACCAAAGCAUGGUCUAUAAUUCUUUUUUUUAUACCUGAUUAUGGAAUCAUCUUCUGUAUUUUGUUUUAAUACAUGUACAACUUUUAACUGUUUUUUUAAAGGAAAGUUAAUAAACAAUAAGGUAUCUUCCUGUGUACCCUGAACUAUAAAA
Lytechinus pictus (painted urchin) is the source of this 4065-nucleotide messenger RNA. Its product is annotated as tudor domain-containing protein 7A-like. The record is from RefSeq and is a predicted model, not a curated record. The transcript has 14 exons. Lineage: Eukaryota; Metazoa; Echinodermata; Echinoidea; Temnopleuroida; Toxopneustidae. The coding region runs from base 2 to 1915 and encodes 637 amino acids. Gene Ontology annotation, biological process: piRNA processing; P granule organization; spermatogenesis. Gene Ontology annotation, cellular component: P granule.